UCUCCUUCUUUAAAGUUUAAACACCACCAGCGGAAGUGCGGAGUCCCGUUAAAUUUGGGAAACAAAUUAUAACGAUACCGCUCCGCUUCGACGAAAACGAUAGUAGUUUCAGGGUUUCACUGUUUCGAAAAGUUGGUUCCUUUUCUUAACAAAUACACAAAACUCAAAACAAAAACCCCCCAGAAAAAUAAAACACAAAACCAAAAACCAAAAUUUAAACCCAAGCCUUUUUCCCUUGUAUCCACAUUCUAUGUUCUUAAAACCAGAACUUUUCUUCUUUGAUCCUCGCUCAUCACCGCCCAGCAAUCUUGCAUUUCUCGUCUCAAGGUUUGAAAUUUUUUCCGGUGAGCGGGGUGAGGUGGGGAAUUUAUAUUUUUCAGGAGUGUGACUGAAAAAAAACUCCGGCGACUGGGGGCAGCCGGCAAAUGGUUUCUUUGUCUUGGGGUUGAAGAUGAGUCAGGUUCGAGUUGAUGACGAGUUGAAAUCGUCGAAGGCUGCCUUUUUCGUGGAGAGACUGAGACCGUGUGAUGUUUUUUUACUCAUCACGAAAAUUCCUCUUAUGCUCUGUCUCGUCACGUCAAUUGGUUUCGUUCUCUACGCGGCCUUUUCAACUCAGUCUCGGGCGAUCCGUUUCAACUUACCCAAACCAAAACCCAUUUCAUUGCCACCAGACCCAACACCGACCAACAUCUCCCACAUCUUAUUUGGUAUCAGCGGCUCCGCCGCCACGUGGCACCAUAGAGCUCAUUACACCAGCCUCUGGUGGGACCCGGACAAGACACGCGGAUACGCCUGGUUGGAUGAGAAACCCGGGCAAAACACCAGCAGUAAAAACAAAACCCUGCCUGAAAAUUCUUUGCCGUAUAAGGUGUCGGACGCGGGAUGGACCCGGUUCGGGUACUCAAGCUCCAGACCUGCGGUUCGGAUCGCCCGGAUAAUAUGGGAUGGCUUUAAGCUGAACUUGCCUAACGUGCGAUGGUUCGUAAUGGGAGAUGAUGAUACGGUGUUUUUCACUGAAAACUUAGUUUCGGUGUUAACGAAGUAUGAUCAUAAUCAGAUGUGGUACAUCGGUUGUAAUAGUGAAAGUGUUGAACAAAAUGUGAUGCACUCGUUCAACAUGGCAUUCGGUGGCGGUGGAUUUGCGGUCAGUUAUCCGUUAGCGGAGAAACUGGUCAAUGCAUUGGACGGUUGUCUUGAGAGAUACUAUUAUUUCUACGGUUCCGAUCAGAGGAUCUGGGCUUGCAUUAGCGAGAUUGGCGUCACUUUAACACCGGAACGCGGGUUCCACCAGCUAGAUAUUAGAGAGGACCCAUAUGGCCUUCUGGCAGCCCAUCCGAUAGCGCCACUUGUAUCACUUCAUCACAUUGAUUACUUGAAUUCUCUGUUCCCGAACCGAACCCAAAUAGAGUCCUUGGAGACUCUCAUUCAUGCAUAUAGGAUCGACCCGAACCGGAUCCUGCAACAAAGUUUCGGAUAUGACGGCAAGCGAAGAUGGUGCAUAUCCAUCUCAUGGGGCUACACCAUUCAAAUAUAUCCGUUUUUAGUAUCCGCAAACAACUUGGCCAUGCCCCUGCAGACUUUCAAGACAUGGCGGAGUUGGAGCAACGGACCGUUUGUAUUCAACACACGAUCCCUGAGUCCUGACCCGUGCCAUAACCCGGUCGUUUAUUUCCUGAACCGGGCUGAGAAAGUGGGCAAGACGGGGACCCGAACCACAUAUAUCGGGCCAGUCCCCAAGUUUGGGCAUUGUAAGAACGGAGAAUAUGCCAAGGCCUCGACACUCAAAAGAAUUAUCGUCUCUUCAAUGAAGAUGGAUCCAGAGUAUUGGCACAAGGCACCACAGAGACAGUGCUUUGAAAUUUUGGAUGGUGGAAGAAUGAGGGGUGAAAUUUUGCGGAUCAGGAUUAGAAAGUGCAGGCCGAAGGAGAUUAUGGCUGUUUAGAUUAAUUAGAUUAAUUAAAUGGCUAGAUUAGCAUUCUGACAUUUCCUUCCUUGUAAUUAUACCGUUCUACGGAAAUAAAGUUCAGGAUUUUA
Pistacia vera is the source of this 2034-nucleotide messenger RNA. RefSeq lists its product as uncharacterized. Gene Ontology annotation, molecular function: acetylglucosaminyltransferase activity. The record is from RefSeq and is a predicted model, not a curated record. The transcript has 3 exons. The coding region runs from base 452 to 1942 and encodes 496 amino acids. Lineage: Eukaryota; Viridiplantae; Streptophyta; Magnoliopsida; Sapindales; Anacardiaceae.